CGCUCUCAGCAACUCACAAAUGGCUGUAGGUUUGUAGCCUUUUUUGUAGUUAGUCUUUAAUUGCCCCCGGAGAAGGCAAUGGCACCCCACUCCAGUACUCUUGCCUGGAAAAUCCCAUGGACGGAGGAGCCUGGUAGGCUGCAGUCCAUGGGGUCGCUAAGAGUCGGACACGACUGAGCGACUUCACUUUCACUUUAAUUGCCCCAACUGUGCAUGCAUUAUUUUUAGUCUCUACCUUUGUCCAGGUGCAAGCACCCGGGGAAAGGGUUCCAUCCUAUCUCAAAGUGAGAAUAGGGAUGACGUCUGUAGCAGAUAAACAGCAUCAGAAACAGAAACGUUCAAGGAGCUUCCCAGGUGGCGCAGGGGUAAAGAAUCUGUCUGUGAUACCCAGCCCAGCUUUUUUUGCAACUGGCUUGAAAGUGUGUUUUUACUGUUUUGUACCAAUUUAGAUAAAAGAGAGGGCAUAUAUUGCAUGUGAUUAGGACUUCCCGGGUGCCACUAGUGGUGAAGAACCCGCCUGCCUAUGCAGGAGCUAUAACAGAAGCAGGUCGGGAAGAUCCCAUGAAGGAGGAAAUGGCAACCCACUCCAGUAUUCUUGCCUGGAGAAUCCCAUGGACAAGGGGAGCCUGGCGGGCUACAGUCCAUAGGGUCGCACAGAGUCAGACACAACUGAAGCGAGUUAGCAGCUGCAGCAAGCUAUCACUUAAUAAAAUUACUAGAUUAAAUAUCAAAUUGCCCGGACAAGCACACCCCUUGAUGGUGCUGGGUGCAGAGCUCAUGUGAGGUACCCUGCUUUUGCUCCUGGCAGCUCACAAGUGGCAGUUGGGUUUUUGAAUCUUGUUCAUAGUUUGUGCCAGCUGUGCAUGGGUCUAGUUAUUUCUGGUCCCUCGUUUCUUUGUGUUCUGCCGGGUACAGAGGAGAGGAGACAUAAGGGUCUCAGCCUGUCCCACCAUCAACUGGAUGGAGGGAGGGGGAUGUACAAUUAUGGCUGAUUGCUUUGUUGUGUGGCAGAAACCAACACAACAUCGUAAAAAUUAAAAAAGAAAAAUAAAAGUAGUAUUUUGGUGUUCUGGUUCUCUUCCAGGCGUUUGUAUUUCCUUUGUGGUGGGGAGAGGAGGUGCGGGCCCAUGUUUUGCACACUCUCUGCCUCCUCCUCUUCUCCCUGUUUCUGAUUUCUUUCUCUGCGUUCCAUGUGCCCUCUGGGUGCAGUAUUCACGUGUGCGCUCUUUCUGAGGGUGUGUUGGUGGCUGGUUGGAAGUCCUCCAGUCCUACAAGGAUUUCUGCUCUGCACAGUUCCCCGACACAGGGAAAGCUGGGAAGAAUGUGCUCAAAGGGAAACCUGGGAAGAAGCAGCUCUUCACCUGAAAAAUGUUCGCUUUGCCUCGGUUGUGAAUUCUUUCAUUGAGAAAGAGAAUUACCAUUAUGUCACUAUUUUAAUGAAAGGAGAGGUAGACCUGACUCAUGAUUCAGAACCAAAGAAUGUAGAGCCUGAAAAGAAUGAAAUGUUCUACACCUUGUUCCUGGGGCUACCCCGCUGGCUCAGAGGUUGGGAGUGGGUUCCUUGGGAAGAAUUUCCUCCCCUGGACCAGCUUUUCUGGGCACUACGUUGUUUAAAGGAACAAGGCUAUGAUCCUUUUAAAGAAGAUUUGGAUCAUCUGGUAGGAUAUAAAGGAAGUCACCUAGAGGUGAACAAGGAGAUUCACUGAGUUGUUUUUUUUUUUAAUGGAUUGGCCAAAAAGUUCACUUAGGUUUUUGUAGGCUGACUACAGUCAUGCUGAGUUGUCUCUAACUUCAUUUGAAACCAUUUUGUAAGAUUGUACUGUGACACCUGUCACAGCAAUGUGCAUUUUUUAAAAGAAACUUAUCAAAAUUGGUGAAUUUGGGGGUAGCCAUUUUAAUAUUGAAAAUGGAAGAAAAAAAGCAACAAUUUCGGCAUAUUAUGCUUGAUUAUUUCAAGAAAGGUAAAAAUGCAACAGAUACAAAAAAAAAGAUUUGUGCAGAGUAUGGAGAAGGUGCUGUGACUGAACGGACAUGUCAAAAAUGGUUUGCAAAGUUUCGUGCUGGAGAUUUCUCUCUGUAUGAUGCUCCACGGUCAGGUAGACCAGUUGAAGUGGAUAGCAAUCAAAUUGAGACAUUAAUUGAGAGCAAUCAACAUUAUACCACACGAGAGAUAGCCGACAUACUCAAAAUAUCCAAAUCGAGUGUUGAAAACCAUUUGCACCAGCUUGGUUAUGUUAAUCGCUUUGAUGUUUGGGUUCCACUUAAGUUAAGCCAGAAAAACCUUCUUGAUCGUAUUUCCACAUGUGAUUCUCUACUGAAACGUAACAAAAGUGUUCCAUUUUUAAAGCAAAUUGUGACAGGCAAUGAGAAAUGGAUACUGUUCAAUAAUGUGGAACGGAAGAGAUCAUGGGACAAGCGAAAUGAACCACCGCCAGCCACGCCAAAGGACGGUCUUCAUCCAAAGAGGGUGAUGUUGUGUAUAUGGUGGGAUUGGAUGGGAGUCCUCUAUUACGAGCUCCUUCCAGAAAACCAGUCAAUCAAUUCCAAGAAGUACUGCUCCCAGUUAGACCAGCUGAAAGCAGCCCUCAGUGAGAAGCGUCCAGAGUCAGUCGACAGAAAAUGCAUAAUCUUCCAUCAGGAUAACGCAAGGCCACACGUUUCUGUGAUGACCAGACAAAAAUUGUUACAGCUUGGCUGGGAAGUUCUGAUUCCUCCACCAUAUUCCCCAGACAUUGCACCUUCAGAUUUUCAUUUAUUUCGGUCUUUACAAAAUUCUCUCAAUGGAAAAAAUUUCAGUUCCCUGGAAGACUGCAAAAGGCACCUGGAACAGUUCUUUGCUCAAAAAGAUAAAAAGUUUUGGGAAGAUGGAAUUAUGAAGUUGCCUGAAAAAUGGCAGAAGGUUGUGGAACAAAAUGGUGAAUACGUUGUUCAGUUCAGUUCUUGGUAAAAGUGAAAAAUGUGUUUUUUAUUUUUGCUUAAAAACCAAGAGAACUUUUAGGUCAACCCAAUACAUAAAAGGCAAAAUAAGGUCCUGUUAAAGAGUGAAAAAUAUCUAAUUUCAAAACAACUCCAUUUUACCCGAGAAGUCCCACAUGAUGGCCAGUUUAUUUGUAGUCUCUUAAUAUACCCAAUACCUUCUCAUUCAGUACUUGUGAAAAAUUUUCAGAUUGUGUCAUGAAUUGUGUUUCAGACAUGUGAUCAAAAUGUGAUAAUUACUGAUGUUAUAAA
This is a messenger RNA of Dama dama (fallow deer), 3228 nucleotides long. RefSeq names its product nudix hydrolase 15 (gene NUDT15). Gene Ontology annotation, biological process: dGTP catabolic process. Gene Ontology annotation, molecular function: 8-oxo-7,8-dihydrodeoxyguanosine triphosphate pyrophosphatase activity. Bases 1191 to 1706 code for a protein of 171 amino acids. Gene Ontology annotation, cellular component: cytosol. The record is from RefSeq and is a predicted model, not a curated record. The transcript is spliced from 4 exons. NCBI's taxonomy places the organism in Eukaryota, Metazoa, Chordata, Mammalia, Artiodactyla, Cervidae.